UCGCGCUGCGCGCUCCCGGGGAAGCUCGAGUUGAGCCAAGGAGUCAAGGCGAAAGCAGCGGAACGCGCCAGGACUACGGGGGGACAGGCUGCCGCUGGAAAAAUCCAAUAGAAAUACAAAUAAGAGAAAAAGAACAUACAACACGGGCGGAAUGCCCUGAGAUGACAGCGCGGCGAGCACGAUGAGAGCCGCUGUCGCCUCACAGGAAGGUCAUCCCCGACGAGCGAGCAGUGCGCAGACCGCACGGAUAUCUGGAGUACACACACUCGACUGCGAGUGAAGACCCCCGAGACAGUGGGACCGGUGACCCGGCUUUUGGUUUCAGAAAACAACGGCAUGGGGGGAAUGACAACUCGACACGGCAGCACGAGCUAGAAGAUCUGACGAGUGGAAAGAGGACAGUGAAUAAGAACCUCAUUGCGGAGAGGAACUGCGCACACGGGAACCUCGGCUGGUUCUCCUCGUCUGUAGGCCGGCAGGCUCCAGUAUCGCAGCUGAUGACUGUCCCUCAGGUUGCUGGACUACAGGGCUGAGUCGGAAGCCUGUGUGUUUGCUGAGGGGGUGCCCCGGCUUGUAUGUUGGUCACUUGCAGUUGCACUCACUCACAAGGACCAUGUGGUUUUCUCCAAGGAGAGGUCAUCUCCCCUCGCAGAACUGGAACGGUGCCCACAGUUGCACCAAUUUCAGCGUGUCCUUGUGGGUAUUAAGUUUUUGUUGGUGCUUUGCAGCCGUGAGAGGACAGAACUACCACCCCACUGUGAACACGCAGUAUGGGAAACUGCGAGGGGUGAGGGUGCCACUGCCAAGUGAGAUUCUGGGGCCGGUGGACCAGUAUCUUGGGGUUCCGUACGCCGCCUCCCCAGUGGGAGAAAAACGAUUCAUGCCCCCAGAGCCCCCUUCUUCCUGGUCAGGGAUCAAGAACGCCACCCACUUUGCUCCUGUCUGCCCCCAAAAUAUUCACAAUGCUGUGCCAGAGAUCAUGAUGCCAAUAUGGUUCACCUUCAACCUGGAUAUAGUUACCACAUAUAUACAGGAUCAACAUGAGGAUUGUCUCUAUUUAAACAUCUAUGUUCCGACAGAGGAUGUCAAAAGAAUAUCCAAGGAAUGUGCCAGGAAACCCAACAAGAAAAUGUGUAGAAAAGGAGGGGCCCAUGCAAAAAAACAGGGCGAGGAUAUAUCGGAUAACGACGGUGAUGAAGACGAAGACAUACGAGACACCGGUGCCAAGCCUGUGAUGGUCUACAUCCACGGAGGAUCCUACAUGGAGGGGACGGGCAACAUGAUCGAUGGGAGCAUCCUGGCCAGCUACGGAAAUGUCAUCGUUAUCACUCUCAACUACCGUGUCGGAGUCCUCGGCUUCCUCAGUACUGGUGACCAGGCUGCCAAAGGGAACUACGGGCUCCUCGACCAGAUCCAGGCUCUAAGGUGGAUCAGCGAGAACAUCGGAUUCUUCGGCGGAGACUCCAACCGCAUCACUGUGUUCGGUUCUGGGAUCGGAGCUUCCUGCGUCAGCCUGCUCACCCUCUCCCACCACUCUGAAGGUCUGUUCCACAGAGCCAUCAUUCAGAGCGGGUCAGCCCUGUCCAGCUGGGCGGUGAACUACCAGCCGGUCAAGUAUACGCGUCUCCUGGCGGAGAAGGUGGGCUGUAAUGUCCUGGACACCUUAGACAUGGUGGACUGUCUGAGGAAGAAGAGCUCCAGGGAGCUGGUGGAGCAGGACAUACAACCGGCGAGGUACCACGUGGCCUUUGGACCUGUAAUCGACGGCGACGUUAUCCCCGAUGACCCCGAGAUCCUGAUGGAGCAGGGCGAGUUUCUCAACUACGACAUCAUGCUGGGGGUGAACCAGGGCGAAGGGCUGCGUUUUGUGGAGAACGUGGUGGAUUCCGAGGACGGCGUGUCUGGGAAUGACUUUGACUUCUCCGUCUCAGACUUUGUGGACAGUCUGUACGGGUACCCAGAGGGCAAGGACACGCUGAGGGAGACCAUUAAGUUCAUGUACACAGACUGGGCAGACAGAGACAAUCCAGAGACCAGGCGCAAGACGCUGGUGGCUCUGUUCACCGAUCACCAGUGGGUAGAGCCGUCAGUGGUGACGGCUGAUCUCCAUGCUCGCUAUGGCUCUCCCACCUACUUCUACGCCUUCUACCACCACUGCCAGAGCCUGAUGAAGCCCGCCUGGUCGGACGCCGCCCAUGGGGACGAAGUGCCCUAUGUUUUUGGGAUUCCAAUGAUUGGUCCCACUGACCUUUUCCCCUGUAACUUUUCAAAGAACGAUGUCAUGCUCAGUGCGGUGGUGAUGACCUACUGGACCAACUUUGCCAAGACCGGGGAUCCCAACAAACCGGUUCCCCAAGACACCAAGUUCAUCCACACCAAGGCCAACCGCUUUGAGGAGGUGGCCUGGUCCAAGUACAACCCCCAGGACCAGCUGUACCUGCACAUCGGCCUGAAGCCACGUGUGCGCGACCACUACCGCGCCACUAAAGUGGCCUUCUGGAAACACCUAGUGCCCCAUCUGUACAACCUCCACGACAUGUUCCACUACACCUCGACCACCACCAAAGUGCCCCCGCCGGAGACAACGCAGAACACCCUGUCCACCAAGAGGCCCAACGGGAAAACCUCCUGGCCAUUCAACACCAAGCGGCCUCCCAUGUCCCCGGCCUACAACAGCGAGGACAAAGACUCUUGGAAUGACGACGAGGUGACGGGACCGCUGGUGGUGGAGAAUCCACGGGAUUAUUCCACAGAGCUCAGCGUCACCAUCGCCGUUGGAGCCUCGCUGCUGUUCCUCAAUGUGCUGGCCUUCGCAGCCCUCUACUAUCGCAAGGACAAGCGGCGGCAGGACUCCGGCCACGGGCAGCCCAGCCCACAGCGGCAGACCACCUCCAACGACAUUGGCCACCACGCACCCGAGGAGGAGAUCAUGUCGCUGCAGAUGAACCAGACGCACCACGAGUGUGAGGCAGGGAACAGCAACGAGGGGGCACUCCGCUUGGCCUCGCUGCCCGACUACACGCUCACGCUGCGGCGCUCUCCAGAUGACAUCCCCCUCAUGACGCCCAACACCAUCACCAUGAUCCCCAAUUCCCUGGUGGGCAUGCCCAACCUGCACCCCUACAACACCUUCACAACCGGCUUCAACUCCACCGGCCUGCCGCAUUCCCACUCAACCACCCGUGUAUAGCUUUAGGAGGCCAGGGGCAGCCGGCGCAGGCGGCAGCGGGGUGGGAGGCUGGUGGCGGUGGAGGAGGAGGUGGUGGGGGAUGAACAAACGGAGAAGAGGAUUGUGUUUU
Molecule: messenger RNA, 3299 nt
Organism: Scophthalmus maximus (turbot)
Lineage: Eukaryota; Metazoa; Chordata; Actinopteri; Pleuronectiformes; Scophthalmidae
Gene: nlgn3a
Product: neuroligin 3a
Exons: 8
Coding region: 614-3190 (858 amino acids)
Biological process (GO): presynaptic membrane assembly; synaptic vesicle endocytosis; modulation of chemical synaptic transmission
Cellular component (GO): postsynaptic specialization membrane; cell surface; synapse
Molecular function (GO): neurexin family protein binding; signaling receptor activity
Source: RefSeq, a predicted model, not a curated record